AGAAAAAUAUUUAUACACUAAUCUUGUCAUCUGUUCUAUUUUUAGUGCUGUCAUGCUUUUAAUUAUAUUUCAGAUAACAUCUUGAGAAUUUACAAUGAAUAGUAAAGAAUCUAUUGAAGCUUCACUCGAAGAAAAAACUUCAACAAACAAUUUUAAACUUCAAAGCAAAGAAGCGUUAAAAGAUGAACCACAGCGUGAAUUUAAUUCCAAAAUUGAAAUAUUGGUUGAAUUGGCUCAAGAUGAUCUUCGACCUUUUGUUCUAUCAGACUGUUAUGCAACUGAUCAGCCAGGAAUGCAACUGGAAAUUUUACCGAAAAUAAUUUUUGAUGCAUUAGAUGAAGAUACAGAAGAAGAUGCUAUUGAUUUGCCAAAGCCGAUUUUCCGUCAAACAAUUGAACAACAAACUCAAGCUUCUGUUGUGCACAAAAACAGCAGUGCACAAACAAUUAAGAGAAGAUUAGUUAAUUCUUGGUGUCAGUAUGAACCAAGAUUGUUUUCUGAAGAUGAAAAAGAAGAACAUAUGAUUGAGAGUUCUUUUCAGUCUUUUCUGGUAUCAGCUGAAAAGAGGAUAUUGACCUCAUUGAUGCAAAAUAGUAUUGCUGAUAUUUUCCAUAAUGAUUUAAAUUCCUUAUGUGACAAUGGUACAGUUACAGAAGAAAAAGAAUCACUGAUAAAAGUUAUUGGUUCAUUUAUCUGUCCUGAGAGUACAGAAAAAAAGCAAUUUAUCAGUUCAAUACAUUGGCAUGCCUUAUUCAAAGAUCUCUUUAUUGCAUCAAAUAUGUCAACCUCAUCAUUUGAAGAACAGGCAUCAAGCUUACUGAGACAUUAUCUUAGUCCUGUGUGUUUAUUCAUAUGGAGUGCUAGAAAUCAGUUUAGCCCUAAAUUUAUUCUGAGGUGCAGUGAUGAAGUUCGAGUUGUGAAAUUCAAUCCUUGUAUACCAGGUCUCAUAGUUGGGGGUACUAUCUCUGGAAAACUAGUACUGUGGGAUAUUAAAAGUAAGCUUCUUGGGGAUCGUUCCUUGGAAGAAGAAGACAGUGAUAACUUUUACAAUGAAAGUCUUGUAUCUUCUGACAUUAUUCCGUGUUGUGCUGCCUCUAGUUUGGAUAGUGUUCAUGUGUAUGGAAUCACUCAUCUUGAAUGGAUUCCUUCUCAUUUUGAGGUUUCAUUCAAAGGUGUUACUCAAAAGUUAUCAACAAAUACUUGUUUUCAAAUAGUAUCUUGUAGCCUAAAUGGUUUGAUACAGUUUUGGGAUUUAAGAUUAGGCUUUCCUUACAAAGCUAAUGUUUCUCUACCAAAGAAAUACUCUCUACUAGAUGGGAUAUGGGAGCCUUUUCAUUCUAUGCAACUAAUGUCUCCCGAUGGAAAAGAAGAAAAAUCUUUGACUUGCUUUUCUCUAAGAGAGAAUACUGAGAAAGAUUUUGAAGAAAAUAUACAAGAAGAAGAAAAUUCAGAUUUACUUGGACAUGAAACAGUGGCACAAAACAAUGAUAUAUAUGCAGAUUUCUACGGAGGCUGUGCAGAUGGAGCUAUAUUAUCGGGUACUUUUAAACUUUUCAAAGAUGAAGCAGGAAAAUAUGUGGCUAAGGUUCCAGAAUACUAUCAGUCUCCUCAUUGUAAUUCAGUCUCAGUAAUUAAAAGCUCUCCUUUCAUAAAAGAUAUUUUCUUAAGUGCUGGAGGCAAAACAGUUGCUCUUUGGAAGCAUGGAAUUAAAACUAAACCAAUUUUUAUGUGUGAGAGACUAAGUAAUGCUACUUCAGGAGAGUGGUCCCCUACAAAGCCAGCUCUUCUUUUUAUAGGAUUUGAAAAUGGGUCCAUUGAAAUGUGGGAUUUGUCACAGAAUAUUUAUGAACCCAUUGCUAUUCAUUUCAUCUCAACAUCCAGCAUCAAUUGUUUGGCAAUUCAACAAAUGACAGGAAUGGAAUAUCUAGUUGCUGCUGGAGAUUCAGUGGGAGUCGUACAUACCAUGAGUUUACCACCUAGUUUUUGGCAACCUCUAGAAAAUGAACUUUUAAAUGUUAAAGACUUCAUUGAAAAAGAAACGACCAGAAUAAAUGAAAUGGAAACUGUUGCCCUGGAUGGCAAAGUUUCCAGGGAAAAUAAAAAAGAGCUAGAGCUUCCUGAAAAGGGUAAAAUUGAAAUAGAAGAUGAAAUGAAAAAUGCAUACAAAAAUUUUCUGAUAUUACAAGAUCAGCAGCUAUUUAAUGUGGCACAGAAAGAAUCUGAAGAAGAAACAAGUGAUUAGUUGAAAAUAAAUGAUAUAUUCAUUAAAAUAUUGUAAAAUUUGUCAUAAAGUACUUUGAAUAUUUUGUUUGUAAUUAGCAUAUUGUAAAUAUCCUGACAAUUUUAUCCAGAUUAAAGUCAUCUUGAAAGAAUUGCACUAAAAUAAGUCAA
This is a messenger RNA of Parasteatoda tepidariorum (common house spider), 2391 nucleotides long. Its product is annotated as dynein axonemal intermediate chain 3. Gene Ontology annotation, biological process: inner dynein arm assembly; cilium movement involved in cell motility. Gene Ontology annotation, cellular component: inner dynein arm. Gene Ontology annotation, molecular function: dynein light chain binding; dynein heavy chain binding. The record is from RefSeq and is a predicted model, not a curated record. NCBI's taxonomy places the organism in Eukaryota, Metazoa, Arthropoda, Arachnida, Araneae, Theridiidae.